Macrosiphum euphorbiae (potato aphid) is the source of this 516-nucleotide messenger RNA. NCBI's taxonomy places the organism in Eukaryota, Metazoa, Arthropoda, Insecta, Hemiptera, Aphididae. The record is from the annotation of a GenBank genome assembly.
AUGGACGAAUUGCCAGGCGAGAUCAAAUCUUUAGGGUUGGAUUCAUUAUUUUUGCCAGGUACACAUGACUCUGGAGCAUAUGAUAAUACGCAAAAACUUCCGAUUUAUUUUGAAAAGUAUGUCUAUACUCAAGACGUUGACGUUUUGGGUCAACUAUGUCACGGAGCUCGAUAUCUGGAUCUGAGAGUAGGUUUUUAUAAUCAAUCUGAACAUUUAUGGUGGCUACAUCACGAAAUUUAUCUGGUGAGACCUUUGUCCCACAUCCUCGGGGAUAUAAAAACAUUUGUAGAAGCAACAAAUGAAAUUGUCAUCGUCGAAUUUCACAAAUUCCAAACUGGUUUUUCGAAAAAUCCGUCGGUGUACCUUGAAUUAUAUCAAUUUGGGACAUUCUACCUGGGCAAGCAUAUGGCUAAAAUCGGAUGGAAUAAGUUGCUGAAAGAUUUACAAACCGAAGGACGCAGAGUAAUUGUGACUUACAAGUUACAGCCAUUUGCCGAUGACAGCAGUAUAUGCUAA